Molecule: messenger RNA, 975 nt
Organism: Aspergillus caelatus
Lineage: Eukaryota; Fungi; Ascomycota; Eurotiomycetes; Eurotiales; Aspergillaceae
Product: cytochrome P450
Exons: 4
Coding region: 1-975 (324 amino acids)
Molecular function (GO): iron ion binding; monooxygenase activity; heme binding
Source: RefSeq, a predicted model, not a curated record
AUGUGCAUCUUGUGGGGUGCCGCAUCAGUAUGGCUCCUCUAUCACUUAUUGCGGACAUACUUGGCUUUUCAGUCCGAUCGGAAAUCCGGUAUAUUGCGCGGCUGCGAAAGGCCUCCCAGACUACGCAACUGGUGGCCAUGGGGCAUUGAUCGCUUGAUCCAAAUAUGGACUGCCGACUCGGACCAGCGUUUACUGGAUCUAUUUACCUUUCAUUUCCAAGAUUGUGGCACCACAUUGGAGCAGAAGUUUCUCGGAACAAUAGCAUUUGGCACGACCGACCCUGAAAGUCUAGAGGCGCUGAUGACAAAUACCAAUGAAUUUGGCUUCGGACUCCGGAGAAAGAUUCUCUUUCCCUUUUUAGGGGGCGGUAUCUUUACGCAAGAUGGGGAUGCGUGGAAGCAUUCUAGAGAGCUACUUCGCCCACAGCUGUCGCGACAGAAGUACCGAACCCUCGUCGUAUUCAGGUUUCGUAUCGACAAUCUUCUCGGUCAUAUACCUGCUGAUGGAACAGAAGUGGAUCUACAGCCGUUAUUCUUCCGCUCAACAUUGGAAACUACGACGGAAUUCCUGUUUGGAAAAUCAAUCAACAGCAUCGAAUCUGGUGAGUUCAACAAGGGCGAGAAGUUUGCGGAAGGCUUCCAUAAUGCUCAGAGAUAUGUUAUUCAGCGCUUUCGGCUUCUAGACUUAUACUGGUUGAUCGCUGGCCCUGGCUUUUGGCGUUCUUGUGCCUCUGUCCACCAUUUAAUUGAGAAGAUGAUUGACGCUCGCGUGGAAGAUACUUUUGCGACCAGUGAAAAGAAUGGGAAAUGUGUUGUUGAUUGUAUCGCACAGGAUAACUCUGACGUUCUGAGCCGUCUAAACGCCGAGAUAGCAACAGUCGUGGGCAGUGGAGAUGGCAUGACACGCUAUGCCUUGAAACAGAUGCCAUAUCUAGAUAAAGCCCUGAGAGAAGGUGAAUACAUCUCAUUAUCAUGA